AUGAAUGGUACUCAAUCCAUUGAAACAGAAAUUAGAGCUCUUAUCAAACAAUCUGCAUUUAAACAAUGUUAUAAAAGAAUAAACGAAUUAAGAUCAAGAUAUCCCAAAUCUGCCUACUAUGAAAUACUGGAAUUGUAUGUGAAAUAUAAACAUUUACCUCAACAAUUCGAUAUUGACAAAAUACUAAUCAAACCAUAUGCAAUAAAUAAAACAGUAAGCAACAAAAUUACUAAUGAUUUAAGAGCUUUAGAUCUUUUGUAUAGAAUGUUGAUAGAGAUGAAUUAUCAUGAUUAUGCGUUGAAUGCUUUUGAUUUAGCACAUUCAAAAUUUGGUGGAUUAGAAUUGGCGUAUGAAUAUUUUGAUAGAGCUCUACAAUGUUUUGACUAUCGUCGUUUAAUUGAGGCUAGUGCUGCUUUAUGUUCAUAUUCUAAUCUUUUCCCAUAUAACAAUAGUGGCAACACUGUUACUACCACUGGUACCAGUAAAAACUAUGGUAGAAUGUUUAAUUUUUGGAAUGCAAUUGCUACUAUUGCAUACUUUAGAUAUCAGAAGAAUAGAGUUACAGUUCAAGAAUCUAAAAUUUUACCAAGGCUUGCAUUUGAGAGGUUGGAGAAGUUGAAACCAUUAAAAUCUGAACAAGAAACUAUAAUUUAUUGCAUGGUAUGUGAGGAAUUAUAUUCUGAUAAUGGAAUUGAUUCAAAUAUGAUUUUAGGUGGAUUGAAAGAUUCUUUAAAUUUAUAUAUGAAACAAUUUUUGAUUAAACAUGUAAAAGAUCAACAAUUGUUAUUUGAUGCAUGUUUAUCUUUACUUACUAAAAUCGAUGAUUUUCAAUUAAUACAAAAAUUGAUUGAUUCUGGAUUUCAGUUGGGAAAAACUGAGCAAGAAAUUUUAAAUUUGAUUGACCAAACUGUUGGCGAUUCAAGAAAUAGUAGACUAUCCAGAUUUGAAGUUGAUCUUACAUACAAUAAGGCAGUAUCUCAAGAAUCGUUAUCUUAUUAUCUAAAAAAAUUCCAUGAUAAGUCAUGUUGUGAAACAGACAUUCAAAAAUAUAGAGAAAAUAUCAAUGAAAAAACAUUGGAGAUAAUUAUGCAUAACUUACCCAAUGAUUCUCCAAUUCAUGAUUCCAAUAUUUUUAAGUUAAACUUAGUACCCAAAGAAGAUAGUGUAAUUUUAUAUCAACGUCACAAGAAAUCAUUAGAUAAAAAAUUAAAGACUGAUUAUUCAAGCAACUCUGUUUUUAUCAUGGAUAUAAUUAAUAGGAAAAUUUUACCAAAUAAAACAUUGAAAGAUAAAUUAUUGGCUAUUACCAUACUUGAGAAUUAUCAACAAAGAGAUAUACAUAAUUUUCAGACUGCACUUUUACUGAUACAAUUAUAUAUGGAUAUAGGGUUACCAACAUUAGCACAUUUAGUAUUUAAAGGGUUAAAAAUAAAAAAUGUUCAAGUUGAUUCGAUGGACUAUGUUCUGUAUACAAGGUUUGGUAGUAUAUUUCCUAAUAAGCAGCAUGAAAUGAUAUCUAAUGAUUUGAUUGAACAUUUGAAGACGUAUCAAAAUAUCAAUGGGAAAUUAAGUCAAUUUGUCAGAAUUGCAUUAGAGAGACAGUCAUAUAGCAAGAUUGAAGGGAUGAUUGAUCUUCAAAAUAAAUUAGUCAAAUCUAUGACUCGUUGGAUUUUGAUGUGUGAACAAUUGGAGAUGGCGCGUCUAUACAAUGAUAGGAAAAAACGUACCACUCUAUUAAUUCAAUUCCAUGAGGAAUGGAAUGAUAUGGUACACUGUGCUAAAAUGAGUGGCAAUGAUGAAACAAUCGAAAUUUUCAGUGAUAAUAGAGACAUGUCCUAUAUGCAUGAUCAGUACAAUCUCUAUUCAAAAAUCAAUGUGGAAUGGUUAUUAGUCAAAGUAAUAAAGGAAUUUAUGUUAGAAAGUAUUUCUAAUGAUAGUAAUAAAGAUAUAAUUCAAAGAUUAGUAGAUAAAAUCGGAGAUAUUGAGGAGAAUGAGUGUAUGACUCCAAUGGAGAAAUGGUCUUAUAAAGUAAUUUCAUCAAUAUAUUACUCUGAAGAAGGAAAUGAGAUAGAAAAUACAGAACGUAUAAGAACAUUACUGGAAAGACCACAUGACUCGAAACAGGAAAACUGGUUACUCCUACAUAAUUAUCUGACACAUUUGAAUACAUUAAAAAGUAUUGUAGGAUUGAAAGGAUGUCAAUUAUUAAAACCGAUUAUUCAAGGACAAUUAACUGUCUUACGUAACUCGUGUGAUGAGAUAUUUUUUAAUUAUCGUGAUGCUAUUAAGGAUAGUCUAUCGAAGAUAGCUAAGGACAAUUUAUUAACUGAACUAGAAUACCAACCCUUACAGGAGUCUAUGUUCUUGGACGCUUUGUUAUCUAUUCAAAAAUUUGUUAGAAAUUUGUGA
Arxiozyma heterogenica is the source of this 2409-nucleotide messenger RNA. RefSeq names its product Mdm20p (gene MDM20). Gene Ontology annotation, biological process: N-terminal peptidyl-methionine acetylation. Gene Ontology annotation, cellular component: cytoplasm; NatB complex. The transcript has a single exon. The record is from RefSeq and is a predicted model, not a curated record. NCBI's taxonomy places the organism in Eukaryota, Fungi, Ascomycota, Saccharomycetes, Saccharomycetales, Saccharomycetaceae. Bases 1 to 2409 code for a protein of 802 amino acids.